AGUAGGACCUGGCGUCACGGUGCAGCAAUGGGUGCUCCCGGCGGCAAAAUCAACCGGCCCCGGACGGAGCUGAAGAAGAAGCUAUUCAAGCGACGGCGCGUGUUGAACCGGGAGCGACGACUGAGGCACCGGGUAGUCGGGGCUGUGAUAGACGAAGGACUGAUCACGCGGCACCACCUCAAGAAGCGGGCGUCCAGUGCACGUGCCAACAUUACUCUGUCAGGGAAGAAGCGCAGAAAACUCCUCCAGCAGAUCCGGCUUGCCCAGAAGGAGAGGGCAGCCAUGGAAGUGGAAGCCCCCCCAAAGCCAUCCAGGACUAAUGAACCACAGCCCAAACGCCAAAAGCAGACAAAAGCCCCCCAGGAUGUAGACAUGGAGAACCUUGAAGAUGAGAUCUAAAUCUCUCACCCCUUCUACCAAAAGUUUUCUCCUGGCGCCAGGAGGUAGUUCAGUGGACUUUGAAGAAAGCACUGCCCUUUACAUUCUCCAGGUUCCUCUUCCAUAAUGGCCUGGUGACCUCGCCUGGAGGGAGUUGGUGGGAGGGAAGAAGGUAGAGAAGCAAGACUGGAGAGGGGGUUCUCUAUCAGUCAGUUAAUAAAGCCCUACAAUUCUCACUGAGAUGUGUGUGAUUAAAUGUAAGGAUGGGGAUGGGCGAUGAAAAGGGGUGAGUAGCAACAAGACAAAUAGGAAACAGGAUCUAUGGAGCUUGCUUGAGCGAAGGUGACAAGAAGCCAGCCUCUGUGAUGGCCCUGUCUUCCUACUGGAUGA
Trichechus manatus latirostris (Florida manatee) is the source of this 768-nucleotide messenger RNA. RefSeq names its product chromosome unknown C11orf98 homolog (gene CUNH11orf98). The record is from RefSeq and is a predicted model, not a curated record. The coding region runs from base 28 to 399 and encodes 123 amino acids. Lineage: Eukaryota; Metazoa; Chordata; Mammalia; Sirenia; Trichechidae. The transcript is spliced from 4 exons.